Messenger RNA from Paramecium tetraurelia, 729 nucleotides. RefSeq lists its product as uncharacterized. The transcript has a single exon. Lineage: Eukaryota; Ciliophora; Oligohymenophorea; Peniculida; Parameciidae. The record is from RefSeq and is a predicted model, not a curated record.
AUGGAUAGCAAUAAAAAGGUUUCCUUUAAUACUACAAUGAGAACCUAAACAUUCUAUACUACUUCUAAUUCGAUCUAAGAUGAUAAUAAAUUGGUGAAAGAUAUUUAAACCAAAAUUCAUUCUAUUUUAAAAGGAGAAAAUGCAGAAAGCGAUUAUUCACAUAGAUUCAAAUGCAAGGUUCCACUAUUGUAAACUACUGAUGGCUAAAAGUUAUGCAAUAAAUUAAUCAAAUUUAAUGAAAACUAUAAAAUUGCUGAAUCAGAUAAGGAUUAAAUCGCAAUUAAUAGUAAGGUCUUGAAAUCAUAUAAGUUUAAUUCAGUUAUAUCCAAAAGGAGAUUGACAAAAAGUUAAUAAUAAAAAACUACAAUAUAAAAUACCUCUCAUCAUUCGGAGGAUAAAUACAAUAAAAUAUUUAACACAGAAUGGUCAGAGUAUCAGAAUAUAUACGAUUUACACAACCUCCUCACUCCUAAUUCUUUAGAUAUGGGUCCAGCUUAUGCUGAAGUGCAAUUCAUUAAAUCUAAAAUCAAAAAACGGCACUAAGAUACCUUAGUUCUGCCCAAAAGUAAUCGUAACGUAAUAGAGAAUAAUAAACCCAAAAAAUUUAUUGAUUUAGAUCAGAUUUACCUUGUUUAGCCUAAUUAAAUAUCAACUAGUAGAGUAGUUUUGAAAUCUACCAACAACAGAGAAUCAAAAAGUUAAAGAAGACAUUAAGCAUUCUAAAAUUGA